Pelodiscus sinensis (Chinese soft-shelled turtle) is the source of this 11383-nucleotide messenger RNA. The record is from RefSeq and is a predicted model, not a curated record. Lineage: Eukaryota; Metazoa; Chordata; Testudines; Trionychidae.
GCUGCUCUAUAGCCUGUUAGUCCACUGAAAAGUGUUUCCUUCUGGUGGGAUUUACGUGUUUAACUCAGUAAUGGGCAACCUAGGCUAGCGAGUGGGCUGCAGGAGUGGCCCUUCAUCUCCGUGGCCGCAAGAUUGUUGUGACCGAGACAGUCUCCCAGGAUAGGGGGUUUUGCUGCAUGCGCUUGCGUACUUAGAACUCGCAGGAGGUGUCCACUGAACCAUGGCAGCGCUUUGAGUGGCUGCAGAGGAAGCCCACAGUGUGCAGUCAGCACACACCUCUGCUUCACGUGUGUUUCGCUUCAGUAAAGCCAGUAGUAAAAAAACCUAGGCAGACAGAAACCAGUGGAAUCUGGCAACCCUGCGCACGGGCAACAGUGAACAAAAUGUCUGGGCCACGCAUAGACCCUCAAUGGGCCACAGGCUGCCCACGCCUGGCUUAAUUCCUUGCAUUGACCUGAGGCUAGCUGUUGACUUGGAGUGGUAAGAACCUGCUUUCCUGUAUCCAGGAAGCCUGGCUGAGGGAGCUGGUUAUGCUGAGGGGUUUGCAAUGAAAAGGUUAACGUGUCCCAUUUUAAUUCUUGCCUUGUUGGUUUUUGUCUGUUUUUAGGCUACGGAGAGCUAAAUGGUAAUGCCGGAGAAAGGGAAGUAUCCUUAAAGGGCCUGUGUGCUGACGAAACGACCAGCUCCUCUUCCAGGGUACCAAAUGGCAGCCAGCAACUUGUAGACGCUAAUGUAAACCCAAAGCAGACUGUUAAGGCCAGCACCUUUGGGAAAGCUGGAAUCAAACCCAAGACCUUCAUUCAGAAAAACAGUAUGGACAGAAAGAAUGACAAAUUUUAUGAGAAUAAACUUAGAGAAAAUCUGUCCUCAGACAAGCCAGAAGCAGUAUCUAUUCCAAAUGGUGUUGUAACAAACAGUUCUGGUUAUAUCACUAAUGGCUACGUCGGCAAAGGGGUCGAUAACGAUGGGAGUGGGUCUGAGAGUGGCUAUACCACACCUAAGAAACGGAAAGGCAGGCGGAACAGUGCCAAGGGUUGUGAGAACUUGAAUCUGGUGCAGGACAAAAUAAUGCAACAAGAGGUCAAUACCCCAUCUCUAAAACAGGAGCUUGAGAGUUUGAAGGCUGAGUAUGGUGAACAAAAGGGAAACCAAGUGGACAAUACGAAGCCCAUUUGGAAAUACGAAGCUGGAGUUGGAGGAGCAGGACGGGGAAAAACUGGGCUUGGGGAGGUACAGCGAAAAAACUCCGACGCCAAACCUGGGGUUAGUAGCAAAAAGUUUGAUGACCGGCCUAAGGGGAAGCAUGCGUCAGCGGCUGCAUCAAAAGAGGACUCAUGGACCCUGUUUAAACCACCCCCCGUUUUUCCAGUGGACAACAGCAGUGCUAAAAUCGUUCCUAAAAUAAGUUAUGCAAGCAAAGUGAAAGAAAACCUCAACAAAGCAGCUCCAAACCCGUCUCCGUCUUCAUCGUCUUUGUCAUCUACUGGAGAAACUCAGCCCCAAACACCGAAUCGAUUGUCUCAAGUCCCCAUGUCUGCUAUGAAGUCUGUUACUUCUGCUAGUUUUUCAAAUGGGCCCAUUUUAGCAGGGACUGAUGGGAAUGUAUAUUCUCCAGGGACCCAGCCACUGCUUGCUGCUGCUGCUAGUACUUUAACCUCAACCUCGUUGGAGUCAGUACACCAGGACCUAAGUACGACUGCAACAGCUGUUGAACAAAAGAAGUCUAGCCUUUUCAUUUACCCUUCCAAUAUGCAAGCUGUGCUUUUGGGGGCCACGCAGGUCGAGCUGCCAUUGCAGGCUAGUCAGCAGAACCUGGGGGAUAUCUUCCAGAACCAGUGGGGUUUAUCGUUUAUAAAUGAACCCAGUGCUGGGCCUGACGCUGUCCUUGGGAAAUCAACGGAAACUCAAGUCAUGGAAGUGACAUUUCAAGGGGAAUAUCCUGCCACUUUGGUUUCACAGGGUGCUGAAAUCAUUCCCUCGGGCACUGAACAGCCGGUCUUUCCUAAGGCGUACGAGCUGGAAAAACGGACUAGCCCUCCACUACUUAGUGGAAUUAUAAAGCCUGGGGUUGCUAGUGAGACUGGAGUCUUGUCUUUGGAGCCGCAUCACACAGGUCACCUGCAAAUGGCAGACCCCAGUAGCCAAGGUGCUUUAGUGUUCCUCUCAAAGGACUACGAACUAGAGAAUCCCUUGGCCUCUCCUACGAACAAUUUGUUAGCCUCCGCCAAAGAUCAGAGGUACCAGAGAGGCCUAGAAAGGAAAGAUAGCUGGGGUUCUUUUGACCUGCAGGCUGCUAUUCUAUAUCACACUAAAGAAAUGGAAUCGCUUUGGAAUUUGCAAAAGCAAGAUCCCAAAAGGAUAAUCACUUACGACGAAGCCAUGGAUUGUCCGGAUCAGUGAAGGUAGCGGGACGAGACAGCCUGUUCCGAGCUCGCUGCAGUGGGAGUGCUGUGCACACGGGACGCUCCUUCUGAAUCUUCAGUGCAACAGAGGAACCCUAACGAGAAUCACAGGAUAAUAUAUACAAAUUAUAUAGAGUUAUUUAAAAAUGGCAACUGAAAAUAAUUAGACUUCUUAAGGAAUCUGAAAAUUUAUUUCAACAGACUACACACACAAUUAUUUAAUCUCCGGUACUGAAUAGGUUUUUUUAGUUUUGUUUCUGUUUAAAGAGUGAAUGCAAGUGAUUAACGAAUACAGACUCCAUUCACAAGCCUGGUUCUGAAGUUUCUGCUGUCAUCAACAUAGGCACCAGUGACCGCUGGAGAGGCAUUUCCACCCUGCAAGAGUUCUGUUUCUUCUUCUGUGACCGCAGUGACACACUAAUCACAGGGAAACCAGGAUGAUUCGCCAUCCUUCAUCUCCCUCCCCCCUCCACCUCCCUUUUGGUUUAGUUUGAGUUACUUUGAACCCUGUGCGAAUGCUGGAGAAACGCCUUGAAGUUUGCAGGGUUUCCUUUUUUUCCAGAAAAUAUAAUCUGCAUGUCUUGCCAGGAGUAAAACAGCCUACAGGUCCUGAGGAAAUGGUCUUAAAACAUCGAGGAGGGGGGGAAGAUUGUAAUUCUGCAGUUCUGGGAUACACAUUGGUUUUACAGUCAACAAGACUAAUACAACUGAAGAGCUGUCACGAGUAUCAUUUUAAAAGACAACAUGCAAAAUGAGCAAUUGGUUUAGGCAUUUAAUAUGGAAAAAAAAAACCCUGUUCCCACGCUUUUAUGCCAUUGUAUCACUGGGAGCAAAAAAUAUAUAUAUACGUAUAUAUAUAUCUAUCUAUCUAUCUCCUGCUUUCAACUGUAGGUGCUUCAUAUUUGCUCUGUCUGUCUCUCAACACUAAAUGUGCUCCCCUCCCCCCGUUUUUCACUGAAAAUCUGAAGAGAAUUUGUGUUCUGCUAGCUUCCGCCCCUCUUGAAUUAUUUUUUCUCUUUAGAAACAUUUUUUUUAAAAAAGAAAAAAAAAAAAGGAAAAAGGAAAAAAGAAAAAAAAUAUGGGAAUUGUAACCCUUUCCCAUUCGGCCUGAAAGCAAUGGAUGGGGGAAUAGUGUCCCGGCCAUUGGAAAUAUUCUUUUAUAGUUUCACGCAGUCUGUGUAUUUCUGAGCUCUUUUGCUGGUUCUCAUUAUAUCUCUAUUAAAAUAUAUUUUAUUACAAGAGCAAAAUGGGGGGUGUAGGAAUGAAAAUUAAAAAAAAAAAAAUCCAAACUAAAGAACGCUUUCUGGUGAUAGCAGAGAAGGCGGAAGAGAGUGCCGGCUCCAGUCAUGUGAUCCAUGCUGUUGCGCUGCUGCUUGUGUGUAGCAUGUGUAAAAAUGUGUGUGUUUUUUUUAUUUUAUUUUAUUAUUUUUUUCAAGGUGCAAAAUUCCUGGAGUCCACUGUAAGACCGAGCAGUUAAUCAUUAAUGAAACAAAACGAGUUCUCUGUCCUGCCCCAGUACCACACGUACACGACUCUUAACUAUUCUUGGAUGCUCACAGAUGAGUGCUGGCGAAAAUGUCUGGGCAUUUAGGAGUUAGCAUCUGGUAAAAUCAGACUGGAUCACAUGGGGCAUUAGGGGAAGGAAAUAACCCCGUUACUUUUGCCUAUUCUUUGUGCUUAGAUGUAUCUACUCUCACAAUUAGAGGUAUCUAGCAUGUGUGGGGCUUUUUAAGUGUUUCAUGCUUUUAUUAAGGUUGUUCCUGAAUGAAGCGCUCAGGUUCAUAGUGGGACAAAGAAACUUUAAUUUUUCCUGUACCUUUUUAAAGAUGGUUAGCUUUCUGCCAUGCUUGGUUUUAAAAGUAUAACUAUGAAUUGCCUACUCCAUUUUAUGUAUUCAAACAAUAACUUUCUGUAUCAUCCAGGGUCAGAAACUUGUGGUUGGCCAGUUGCGGAAUUGUUCGAUUUCCCCUCUAAACUGUAUCCCCUUUACUGGUGUUUGUAUCUUUCCACUGUACAACAUGUUUACAGAUGUGCCCGGCAUCUAGUCCUCCCGCGUUCCUGUUUUUUAGUUCUCGUGAGUCUCCUGGUGGCUUGCCAAAAGUUGGGAUUGUGGUGGGUUCCUCCGGGAAAGAACUGCUGCAUUCUUGAGCUUUAAAGCGCUGAACAAACUGGAAGAGCUGACUUAAGAGCGAGGCGAAAAAGUUUGUUUGGUUUUGUUUUUAAUGUUUCAGGUGGCUAGCCGAGUGUCUAGUUGGUUUUACAGGCUUUAAAGUUCUGCUCUCUAUUUGCCUUGGGUCAUCACUUGCCGCCUUAAGGGCUGGAUUCCAUAGUAACACCCUCCACCCCUCUUUGGCUUGCUCAGGGGUUAAUGCUAUGCCAGCACCCCUGCCCCCCAAAAUCUGCUUUUGGGGAUGGUGUGAUGCAGGAGCUGAACAGCCGUCACUUUUAAAUGGAAUCGAACCCGUGGAGUUUAGAGCUGUGGCUUAGUCUUGCUGAAUUAUUCAGGAAGCUCACCUUGGCCAAUCCCAUGCAUUGUUCAAAUAAUGAACUACGUUCCCAAAGGAAACCGAAUAAAAUCACCGUCUCUAAAGGUCUGUUCCCCCUGCUUUGCCCCGCCCAUAGGCCCAUUGCUAUCUGGCGCUUUUCUCUCCAUUGUGGUUUUUGAGCAUCUCUCGAAAUAGAUUCCACCUUCUGCCUUCUCAGUUGAGAGCUCGGUCGGUUGUACAAGUGACUUGAAGCAGUUAGGAAAUUCUUUUUCUGGGAGCCCCAUAGUUUCAGCUUGCAAACACAGGCAGUAUUUCCGGGCAAUGGGUUGGAUUAACUUGAUUGCCUAGGGACAGGCAGGACCAUGGAAUAAACGUCCUUUGUGCUGUUUUGUAACACUUCACCCUCUCUGUGUCUGCAGUCUCUCUCCUUGCGUCCUCACACAGGUCUUUACUGAGCACUUAUUAAAAAACAAUCUUGAGCGUUAAUCUGUUUUCUGAUUAUUUUUGUGUAAAUUUCUAAAAACAACUUCAGCUGUGAGUAACUUAGCCCAUUUAAACAAUGUUCCUGCUGGGACUCUUCAGUGUCCCUUGGACUCAGAGUAUUAGUACUGUAGCAUAAACCAAAUACAGCCUAGAAAGGGUGCAGCUCUCUCCCCUGCAGGGGUCUGAACAGGGUGUGCAUGGGUGCCUGCACGGAGGUGGGAUGUGAAGCCGAGAAACAGAAUGAAUGUGCAUGCAAGCAUUUUAUUCAUGUUUGGAGAACGAACUCUGUAUUUAUUUUGUGCCAUCUGUUUUUUAUUACACUGAGUAAAAUAAGUUUAAGACGAACCCUAACACAAGUGUAGUAUUGGAAAGUGGCACUAAGAAUAAAAUCAUGAUCUAUUUUUUUAAUAGCUGUGAAGAUACUAAUUCAGGUUAAAGUCGUCUUUCAACUUUCUCUUUUAAUUGAUUAUAGGCCCUAUGAGUCAGCUGUUCCUCCCCCCCCCCCCCCCCCUUUCCUGACCAAAUGAAGUUUUCUAUUUAUUUGCCUAUUCCCGCACAGGAGGGGUGCGCAUACGUGCUCUCUUCCUCCUUCUUCCUCAUCCCUCCAGUGGCAGGUUUCAUUGGGUUAUCGGCUAUAAUGUCUCUUGCCCAAACGGGCCCUGAAUGUACCCAAAUAAACACGUGGAUACUUCGCCGCAGUCCACCGCGGCGCAUGUUUGUCAACUUGCAAGGACUGUUGGCAAUUGUCCCCACUCCCCUUCCCCUCCCACAGUGGAGGGGGCUGUCCUCCCGGCCUCGACUGCUGGGCUUGCCUCGGUUGAUACCUCGCCAGAGUGGCAGGGCUGCGGCUACUCGGCAGUUUUUGAUUUGAUUUUAAAAAAACAGCCAACCUCCUCGCUCCAUCAUGUGGGGGCACAGAUUCCAGUUGUGGAGCCCGGUUGCCUAGCUACUCUGGCGCGCAUCUUUGAGCGCUCCCCGUGUAGUGCGGUUGGCAAGGCUGGGCUGAGCCCUUGUCUCACCCACUUUGAACCAUGCAUCUGGUUGUCGCCGACUUCAGUGGCUGGGGGGGGGGCCUGGCAAGAACAGGCCAUUUACAUCAGCCGGAAAAUCCCAUUGUGCUUGCGGACAGUUGGGCAUUGGUGGUUUUCUACCGCUGCUUUCAACGACCGUGGCUGCAAUACGAACGCACCUUCCUCGUGAGCAGCUGCGAACUGGUGGUGGGAAUAGGAGCGUUCUUGGAGGGGGGCAAGGCAGGAAGCUGUUACCGGCAUAAUUCUUGCAGGACAACUCGCAUGUGGCGACGUGCCUUGCUGUGUGGGGAGCUCUUGCUCUUUCGGGUAAUCGCAUUUGCAAGGACUUGCUCCGGUGGCUGGUGACUUGCUCUGGUGGCUGGUGUGAUGCUUUAGGGUGUGUUGGUUUUCAGUGCCGAGACUGUUCACGGGAGCAGGGCUAGGAGAGGAGAGAGCAAGCUGCUGGAGGGGUUUUUGUAGGUGCACAAGGCAAGAGCCACUUGCUAGUUGUACGAUUUGCUCGCCAUGUGUGGGAGUAGCCCCAGCAGGGAAUGGGGGGGGGGGGGGGGGGUAGCUAGGAACCCAAAGGACACCGACCCUUGUGAAAAAAUGAACUCAGUUGAGACCCAUGAAUCUGGACUGAUGCAAAGGGCUGGAAGCUCUCUGGCUCCUCUGCUGACACACUACAGCACAGAGCUUCAGAAAUGUGCCCAGUUCAUGUGGCCCCCCUCGGGGAAAGCUGGCUUCUUUGUAUCCCCUUCACGUCUCCCCCUGCCCUCCGUAGUAGAACUUGGCCGUGCCACUAGCGGAAGUGAGGCGGUGCAGGCGUGCGGCGCAGUGAGCGCGACUGGGGGGUGGGGUUGCUGGCGUGAAGUGGCAGGCCCAUCCAAGGAACAUACGUGGGCGUUGGACCUUGGGGGGGGGGGGUCUUAGGUUGUAUUUCCCAUGGGCUGUCUAUCGGCAAGCGCCACUCGUGUCCAUCGUUCUAAAGCCAUUCUGUAACCUCGCCCUGGCCCUUUCCUCCAGCCUUGCUAAUGAGUUCAGUCGCUUCUUUAAAAAAAAAAAAAAAGUUCAAUUUUUUUUUUCUGUGGGAUGAAAAUUGUGUGCAGCAAACACGUGGCCAUUCAGCAACUGUCACGCUUGCCGUCUUUUUUCCUUAACUCUCUGCUUUCCAUACGGUCUUUCCUCAGGUGCUAAAUAAGGGUUCCAAAAAAACCGGAUACUGCUUUAGAAGUUUCUGCUUUAUUCCUAAAAUACAUGUGUUUUGUUUAGGUGUUAUAAAGAUUCAGUAUUGUAACAAUGGUUUGGGUUUUACGAUGUAAAUAAGAAUAUGCCUCUGUAGUUCGGUUUUAUCCCUUUUGGGUCUGUUAGUCUAAUUUCCAUGUAUCCUUUUGAGAAGGACUUUCUUGUGACCUUGAAGACAUUUCAUUAAGUGUUUGCUGCGUUUAAGAAUGAAUCUACAAUUGUUCACGUCUUGGAUUAAUGCUACUGCUGCUAUCAGUAACUCCGAAAAUCAAGAAUGUGAUGCACUUUUUACAUGACCAUAUAGUUCUUCUAAGGAUGGUUUGACCCCUCCUGUAACACAGCCACUAAUUCUGAGGGUUACGUAGAAACGGAACUAUCAGAAAUAACGGCUUGGGAGAUGUGGAAUUAAUUUUGGUGCUGACCCAUCUAUGAGAAUUACUAUGCAAUGCAAGCAAAACUGUUAACUUCAAAGAACACUGUGUAUCACCAUCCCUCAGCUGGCUCUUGGAAAUGCCUGAGAUGUGUAACUUUCUCUUCCUUUUUUGGCCGGAACAGGGAAUACAACUCAAAGUAACCUUAGGCUGGAAGAAUCUAGCUGAAGCGUGUUCUGUCUAAGUUGUGUAUUCUGUUUUUUAGCCAUGCAGGUAUUUGGAAGGAAAAUGGUGAUCUCUGCAAAACAUUCCCCCGCCCCCUUUUUUGUUUUGUUUUUUAAAUGUUGAAACUCCGUGUGAAAUUUAGUGAGGAUUAGUCAGCAGGCUUAGAAAUCAUCUGCUCUCCCCGGCCAAUUGGGACUGCAUAGUCCCAAAGUUGGGAAAAACUUUUAUUUUUGCCUGGUGUCUUCUCAGGCUGCUCCCAGGCUGAGGGGGGGCACGCAGCUGGCCCCUGAUGUUAGCUUUCUCUCCCGUGUUCCACUAGUGCCGGGAACCCUUGAGACUGGCCUCCGCUUUGUUUAGCAACAGAACCAAAAUGUGAAUGAUUGAAAAUAAAUGAGCGCCGCUGAGUGGCAAGAAGGAGCCUGGCUCUGGUAUAAUGGCUCCGGCUCAUUUGGCAAAAAAGUCCCGGAGAACCGCUGUGGAUCUCUGCCACGACUCGUGAGCCAACCUUCCUGUGCUACCAAGCAGGAACCCGGAGGCUUUACACGCCCGCCCGCCCGGAGGAACAAAAGGGAAUUGACUUGACCUUUCUGUUUGUAGAAACUUUUUUUUUUUUUAAUUUAAAGGGGGUGGAAAUAUUUUUGUGGGGCAAGGGAAGAUUUGAAGGGAUCUGAACUUGUUCUGCUUCUGACGCUUCAGUCAAACUGUUUCGGUAUUGUACAUGACUGGUAGAGCAGAGUUCUGUCUUCUUCCUCAGCUUGUCAGCACUGGGCAUUUUUUGCUGACACGUGUGUUUUGCUUUUAUCUAUCUAUGACGUGCCUUGCAUGCGUGUUUCGUUUUAAAGAGAAUUUCAAAUGGUCCAACUCGUUAGUGAGUUGUCGGGAGCUUUGCAUUGGUAAUUCCGGACGUCUCGCCCCCUUGCAUGGGGUCACGAACCUCCCUUCUGCCGUCGGGAAUUGGCUAGUUCUCAGUAACUAGUCUUCAAAGCGAGGGCAUAAUCCUCAAUUGACUCUGACUAGUGGCUGUUUUACACGCUGGGGGGGAAAACUCCAAUCCUAUGAUACAGCACCUGUCCUAUCAUACCUGACCCAUACCGGCGUGUUAAAGGACACCUGGUUUGCUGGACACCCCCUAUUAGCAAAGGAGGGUGCUGUGAUGCUUAGCACUGUGGAAGGUCUGGAAUCAACUUCUCUCUGGAAUUCAGGUUUUCUGCAGAGGCUGAAAAUUGCAUUUACUGGGCUGGAUUUUUCUCCCUCCCCCGCCCUCCCCCCUUAACUUUUGUAAAGGAAAAAAGAAAAUGCACCUUGCUUUAAAUAAAGAGAAAUGCUUGUUUGCAACCAUGGACUCCGAAUAUUAAACUCUGCGAUUCUUGUUUUCUCCGUUUCUGCAUCUCUAGAUUCCGUCUCCCUAAAGUGAUUUUUUUUCUGUUUUUAAGCCUCUCUGUAUUUCUGCCACUGUAAAUGUGAAAGCUUGCUUGCAUUACUUUUUUAGAAAUGCAUUUUGCACACUCGGGUUUCGCUGAAGCUCCGUGAAAAGGUUAGUCCUAAGCAGAUGAAUAAAGCUAUGCACAUGUUUUUGAAAGUUUAAUUUGUGUCUCAUUACCAGAAGUGACUUAUCUGCUCUUGUUUGCAUCCCUGUGCUGUCAAUGCAUCCUUAGCUUUAUACCAUCUGGGGGGGGGGGGACGCGAGAGAGCAGUUUGUGCUAGCAGUCAACAAGCAGAAAACUUCUGGGAGUAGCCAGAGGGUUGUUUUGGGAAAAGGCCUAAUUCAGCGAGCCAGCGGGAGGGAGAAGGGUGGUGUGUUCUUACGGGAUGUCCCCCGUGAGCUCCCUCCGUGGUACCGAUGUGACUGUGUUCUCUCCAGCCCAGCGGAGCCAUGCCACGGAGGGAGGGGGAAGGUUGAUCGAUUUUACGUUUGCUGUUCUUUAGUCCCUGCUGAGGGCGAUGUUCUCUUGGAACUAACACCUAACCCGUUUGCUUAGACAUUUUUUAGCUGUGUGGGGUGGGCCGAUUGUAAGCUGUUUAGAGGAAAAGCACCUUUAAAAAACCCCAUUUUUGUCUGCCUCUAGUGCACGGCGCGGGGUUCAGGCAUGGCUGUUGGGCUGCAGAGUGGGAAACUGCUGGCAACAAUCUCUUGGAUAUCCUGGGGGUCAAGGUUUUGCCUUGUGACUUUCUUUUUGUUCGUGUAGCUGGAUGGGUCUGAACACCUGGCCCAGCCCUGGUGUGUAGGACAGGCUGGGUUUCGCAUUGGAGGAGGUAUCCGCUGCGGCUUUCUUCCCGGUGGUCGCUCCGCUGUGGCAGAAACGCAAACCCAUUCCCUUCCGAACAGGGCUGCUUUUCUGUCUCCGGUCACAGAUGUACUGACUGUCUCCAGGGGCUUGGAGGCGCUCAGCAGGUUUACUUAGGGGGAACAUAGAAACAAUCCCCCCUGAUUUUCAGUAUUAAUGGCAGGUUGAAAUUCAGCUGCGUACUACAGGCCCCCAAAGUUGGGCUCCUAUUUGUGGCCUCUCCCAGCAGAAUUGAGGGAGCAGAGCAGCUGGUACCUUGCAUGGAUCCCAGCCUGCCCUCCUAGCUCUGUCAAUUGUUCUCAUUUCUGUUAUCUAUUUUAAAAUCACAGCCAAGUCUGAGUCUGACCUGCUCAGACACUGAGUCACCUCCUCAAGUCAGAGGGAUGGCCCCUCUUGCGGGUGGGUACUUUCCCCAACCAGCGUUCAAGGUGGUAGUUUUAUUGUGCUUGCCCACUAAGUUCGGAUAGGCCAAGCUAUCGUGUACCCAGUUAAACCUGUAGCUCUUUUCCAGCUUGGGAGGGGGUGGCUAGAGCAUUUAGUGUACUACGUAAAUACCUGCUGUAGCUGUUUCUAGUGCAGGCUGCUGAAGCCGCGUAUGUUACCGAGUGUUGUCACAGAGUGGAAGGGUAGACAAUGUCUAUGAGCUGUAAUGGCGUCAGAUCUCUUUCCUGAAGAGGUCUCCUUCGUACUUUAAAUGUUGAAAAAGUUACCUUAAUUUCAGUUACUCCAUGUUUCACCAACAGGUCUUCAAAAGUGACCCAAACUUACUACUUUAUCAGGAGAGGAAAAAAAAAAACAAACCAGAAAAUUAUGUAGAUGAAAUGCGUUGACGGAAAAUAAGUGAUGUAAAUUGUUAAAUAAAAAUUUUAAAAUUUG